This is a messenger RNA of Chiloscyllium plagiosum (whitespotted bambooshark), 1091 nucleotides long. It is a transcript of the gene cenpq, whose product is annotated as centromere protein Q. Gene Ontology annotation, cellular component: nucleus. The record is from RefSeq and is a predicted model, not a curated record. Lineage: Eukaryota; Metazoa; Chordata; Chondrichthyes; Orectolobiformes; Hemiscylliidae.
GCUGAUCCAAACACUGCGGGUGAAGGUGCUACAUCUGAUAGCACAGCUUUGCAAAGAGAGCCUCGACGUGAAAGCGUUAUAUGGCCAAGGGAGCCUUUGCCUUAGAAUAUUAAUAUCUUGCGGAUGACUGCUUUGAAACCUGUGAAAUCCAAUUGUUUUAAAGGUGAAUGCAAGGAACGAACCAAAUUGAAACCCCAGAACCAACCACGGCUGGAAAACCAGCAGAGACACUGGAGAGCCAAGACCAUGAAGCCGAGGAAGAAAGCAUCUGAGAAUGAACAGCCUGCCACAAAGAAGAGAAAAACCGCAGGCAAUUCCAGUCAGAUGAAUCCCAAACAGAAGGUGGGGAAGGUGCCCAAUGUGAACACUGCUCGAUGGAAACCACUACCCCAGAGUACGAGAGACUACAUCGCUGCAGCAAUCGACAUUGCUAUAUACAAUGCGCUACCACUGAAGGGUUCCAAGAUGGAGGCCAGUCAGGAACAUCUGAGCCAGUUAAAGCACAGAUUUCUGGAUCGAUGUUCCUCCCUCAAAGUACCUGUGAGCAAAUUGAAAGAUUUGAGAAAUGUCCAGAGGUCCUGUGUGUCCAAGGAAGAAUACCUGAAGGAGGAUGAAGUCUCCCUGCGAGUCUUGCAGGAUGAGUUGGAUAAGAUCCUCAAGACCAUGGAGCAGAACAGCGAGGACGUGGACAAGCUGCAGAAUGAGAUCAGUACUCUGAGAGCAUUUCUGGACGAGACAGAAAACGAGCAGUUCCAGAAUGUGGGUGUUGGAGUUCUAAACCUCCCGGAGCUCCCUGAAGCCAGUUUCCAGCAAACCACUCUUCAGGAGAAGCUGAUGGCCAUCGGAAAUCAAGUCUCACUCCGCCAGGACCUUCAGAUUAUUCAGCAUUGCCCUGCCAUGCAAAACCUGUUGACCUUCCUCGAACACGCCCAUGCAGAAGCUGAAAACGUCUCUCCUAUUGGCCACUGAAUUAAUUUUACCUUUAAUGUUUGUUCUGUGUUGUGUCUCAGCCGUUAACUAAUUGAUUCCUUGCAUUGGAGUUAUAUGUUUCCAGAAGCAGAUCUAUAAUAAACUUGUUAGUUUUAACCAAA